AUGGCAACUUGGUGGAACUCGAAAACUCAGCUAAGGUUGGAUAUGGCAGUUUGUACUCCUGCAUGGUUUGAUCUUUUUGGUCACUCAAAACUAUUGUAUCUACAGUCAUCAGAUUCUGAUCAUGUUCCUAUCCUUUUUAGGGCAAGUACGAUCUCUAUUGCGUCCAAAACUAAGUUUCAUCGCUUCAAGUUUGAGACGUUCUGGGUGCAGCAUCCUGAGUGUGCUGGAGUGGUGUCAAAGGAUUGGAGGGCAGAUAUCACUGGCACACCUAUGUUCUAUGUAACAAAGAAGAUUGCUCACACCCGUAGACAGUUGGAUAAGUGGCAAAAGCAGGUAUUUAGAAUUAGGCAACUCCAGAUGUUGGGGAUACAGACUAGGUUGGAUGAGCUUUUGGAUGUGUCCAUUUCUGAGGUUGUGCAGCAAGAGAAACAGGAGCUGAUGGGUAGACUGCAUACUUUGUUGUACCAAGAAGAAUCCUUUUGGAGGUGGAGGUUCAAAGUUACAUGGCUUAAGAAGGGGGAUCGAGACACUGGAUUCUUUCAUUGGAAGGCUCAGAAUAGAAGAAGGAAGAAUAGGCUGCAAGGGCUUUUUGAUGAGAAUGGUUAG
Molecule: messenger RNA, 606 nt
Organism: Rosa chinensis
Lineage: Eukaryota; Viridiplantae; Streptophyta; Magnoliopsida; Rosales; Rosaceae
Exons: 1
Coding region: 1-606 (201 amino acids)
Source: RefSeq, a predicted model, not a curated record